Messenger RNA from Penicillium crustosum, 1575 nucleotides. RefSeq lists its product as uncharacterized. NCBI's taxonomy places the organism in Eukaryota, Fungi, Ascomycota, Eurotiomycetes, Eurotiales, Aspergillaceae. Bases 1 to 1575 code for a protein of 524 amino acids. The transcript has a single exon. The record is from RefSeq and is a predicted model, not a curated record.
AUGCGUGAAAAGCAUAUCCGCAAAAACUGCGAGCUUCAACCUGUCACCAUGUCUCAUUCUCUCACCGCAACCAGUCUUGAUAUUGAAGCCAAAGCGAAGCCCAGCUCAUCAUCAUCUCAUGGGGUCUCCGGCACCAGAAGCGCUAUCGCAUCCGAUAAUUCCUCCCCUGGUAACUCUGAUUCAUCAUCUGAUGAUGGAUCUGACACGUUCUCUUCCAAUGGCUCCGACUUGUCUUCGCCUACUAGCUCAUCCCCCAUCACCCUCAACACAACCUUUCCAGAGAGCAACGUCUUAAAAAUAAGCGGUUUGUUUGACGAUUACCAUAAGGAAAACCCGAAUACUCAACCAAUCGCUAUCUGUGACACAUCCUCCCUGUCCAAUUCUGACGCUGAAACUGUUAUUCUGCGCAACCCUGCUGCUCUGAAUAACUCUGGCGCGGCCCCAGCCGAUAACUGCAAUGAAAUCUCAAAUUCUCAAUCGAGCGCCACCUGGGACACAUCUUCUCAGUCUGAAUCUGACGCUGAAACCGUCAUUUUGUGCAACGCUGCUACUAAUAAUCACUCUGACGCGGUCUCCGCCGGUAACCCCGGUUCCGAUGAGUCCGGCGCUGUAUGUGGUGGUUUCAUUCAGGGGGAUCAUGAUGUUGAAAAGAACGGCACGUCAGGUUCUGCCAGUGACAAAGGCUCCGACUCGUCCUCUCAGAAUUGCUCCGACACGUUCUCCCUAGUCGGUCCCCACCCUCUCUCGCCUACUAGCUCGACUACAUCAUCACAAGCCUCCCUCGAUAUCGAUGAUGAUGACGAUGAUGAGGUAAACUACCCCAAAGGCUCCCAUAAAAUUUGUGCCUACGCUUCUCCUGUCCAAGAUGGCCGUCGCAUCAGAACCAGCUGCGAUAGCAAUGAUGACACUGGCAUUUGGCACGUCGAACCGGAUGGAUUUAUCAACGAAUCCCAACGAGCCGGAGGGCCAUUUCUUUGCUCUUUCCCAGUUAAGAUGCAAAAAUUGAAACCAAGUGACCCUCUUAGCGAUGUUCUCGAGGAUUGUGUCCUCGUUCGAAAAAUUCUGGCAACUCUUGCUGAACACAAUGUCUACCCAAUCUCCAUGAAGCUUAGAGAAUGCAAGCACGAAAAUGACUUUUUCAACUGGAAGCCUACUUUGAUCUUCUCUGCCAUUCGCAAUACCUUCGAUGACUCUUGGAUCUUGGCAUGUCGACAGGUCUGGAAACACUUCUCCGAUGCCGGUCUUGCACACCUCAAUAUCGAAAUAUCGGACCCGGACGUGUACACGUUUUUCUUGCGGUGCCUUGAAAAAUCCGACCCGCUUUGGCCAGUGAGCUUGGAGUUAAAUCAAAGAAUCAUGGCCACAAUUGAUCAUACGGAUAUGCAACUACUUUCAAUGCCGCGUGUAGGAAUGAACCAGAGCGAGAAAACAUCACCGGCCGUUUUGAUGACCGUACGCUUGCGGAGCAAUCGAGACUGGCGCAAUACGAGGGAUCAGAUUGUGGAGAUUCUUGAUGACUUCAAUCUCCCUACGGUAGAGGUGAUCAUCAUGAAGGGCGAAAACUCGAGAGGGUGA